Messenger RNA from Camellia sinensis, 1363 nucleotides. The record is from RefSeq and is a predicted model, not a curated record. NCBI's taxonomy places the organism in Eukaryota, Viridiplantae, Streptophyta, Magnoliopsida, Ericales, Theaceae.
UUUGAAUCUUUUUUCCUCUUAGAAACCAACUUCUUUUGUUUUUCAAACAUACCUAGUUAGUUCUGUAUCAAAUUUUCUCAUUCUGAGAGGAAAAGGGACCAAUUUUUCAGUACCCUGCUUCCUCCUCUGUUUUCCCCUGUUCCCAUUUCCUGGAAAAUCCAAUUUCCUCAGAAAUUUUCCCAGAAAUUUUCCAAAAUGCAAGAAAACAACGUCCCAUUCACAUUCACCGGCGGUGCCAAUAUUCGAUCUUCUCUAUCUGACCUCAUAUUAGCAGGCGGAACCACCAACACCUUAGAUUCAAUCUUCUCUCAUUGUCAACCAUCAAUUCCCACCACCAACCCUGUUCUUGAGCCCUUAGGCUCCUCUGUUUAUCUCCGACAAAGAGAUUUACUACAAAAAUUCUCCGAAGAAAACAGAGCAAACACAGUAUUUUCACAGUUUUCCAUACCCAACCCACUUCAAAACCCUGUAUACACAAGCAAUUACACGAGUCAAUUGAAGAAAAAGCAGUACAGAGGAGUGAGACAGAGGCAUUGGGGGAAAUGGGUGGCUGAGAUUAGACUCCCUCAGAACAGAAUGAGGGUUUGGUUGGGAACUUAUGAUACUGCAGAGGCUGCGGCCUACGCCUAUGAUCGUGCGGCGUAUAAGCUUCGCGGAGAAUACGCACGAAUGAAUUUCCCAAAUCUUCGCGAUGUGAAUGAGUUGGGAAUCGGAGAUUGCGCGAAAUUGAAUGCUUUGAAGUCUGUAGUGGAUGCAAAGAUUGAAGCAAUAUGCCAAAAAAUGAAAAGAGAGAAAAAGGCUAGGACAAGUGGGAAAAAUUGUGGGUGUUCUAGUGAUAGAAUUAGGAUUGGGGAUGAUAAUGAGAAAGAAAUGAAGGUUGAUUCAUCUCCGUCGUCGUCGUCAUCGUCGCUGUUGUCUCCAACUGUGUCCUCUGUUUCCGGCGAGUGUCCGAUGGUGGUGGCAGACUUGGAGUUUGAAGAAGGCUGCUCGCUCGAGCGAAUGCCGUCGUUCGAUCCGGAGUUGAUUUGGGAAAUUCUUGCUAAUUAGAAGAGGAUUUUGCAUUCCAUUUCUUAAUCUUUGAGUCAAAAGUUGUUAAAAUGUAAAUGGUAAUUUUGAAGGACAAGCCAUAGAAGCAAGUAUGAUUUGCUGUCCUUGUUAUUAAAUCUGGUUUUUGUGAAAUUUGGGUAUUUGUUUAUGGUAUUAGUUAAGGGUAAUUUUGGUGUUGUUUGGCCCUUCUUGUUUUUAUUUGAAGGCAUUAGGAAAGUUUUUGAGGUUGUUACCUUACUAGAUCAGAAAUUUGUGGGACCUUCUGUUAGUUAUUAUGAGCCUUAAUAAAGAUUAUGUCUGUUUGUGUUAUUUUUUA